AUGGAGACGGCGGCAGUCCCGGUAUUCACCAGUCCGCCCACGGUUAACAGCAGUAACUAUGAACACCAGUUAUUGCUCCCAUCUUCUCCUUUCUAUCUCUUCCAACCCGCUGCCACCUCCUCUUCUGCUAGCGCCUCUCAACCGCUACACCCUCUUUAUUCUGAUUUCUUUCCGUAUACGUUAAACUACCCUACGCCUCUAUCCUCGUCAGAUAGCAGGCUUUUGACUGACAUCAUCCCUGACGAGGAUGCGAACAUUCACUUGCCACUUCUCCCUGACGAUUCUUCUUUGCGAGCCUUGGACCAAGACAAUAUUCUACUGGGCUACCAUGAAAAUUCCAGCUCAGGGGCUCGGUACAAUCACCUUUCUGUGAUGAAUUGUCCAGAAUCUGAACUUGCAAGAGAUGACCUCAUCACUACUUCUGGAUCUCCAGCACAAGCUUCGUCGGCACUAGACCACCCUGCUUCCGAUUCCAAACAGUCUCAUAUUUCAUCUAUUCCUAGCGCAUCAACCCCAUUUCCCCCCUUUCCUCCCUUUCCCACCACUUCAAUAGACCCGUCACCAGAGUCUUCUAACCAUUCGCCUAAUAUUGUAUCUCACCAAUCUGCAACAUCCAGCUCGAAGCUAUCGAAACGUUCUCUGGAAGAUGGCCAGUCACCGGCAGGAGAGAACGAAGCGGUUAUCGAGAAGAGACAACGAAACACCAUCGCCGCCCGGAAAGCUCGUCGGAAGAAGGACAACCGAAUUGCUUCUUUAGAAGAGGAGCUUAAAUCGGUUACAAAGGAGCGCGACGAGAUGAAACUCUUAGUAGCGCGGCUUGAGGGUGAGAACAUGGCGCUGAGAAAGGCGACGUGGGGUUGAUUUGAAAGUUUUUCCUCACAAUACUCACGUUUAUGAAGUGAUUGCAAAAUUAUUCAACCGAUGUUUUAUCUAUUUAUAUUCGCUCUUGUCUCAAGUUUUAGCUACAUGUAAUGAAAUCAAUGGGCUUUACAACUUA
Talaromyces proteolyticus is the source of this 997-nucleotide messenger RNA. RefSeq lists its product as uncharacterized. The record is from RefSeq and is a predicted model, not a curated record. The transcript has 2 exons. Gene Ontology annotation, biological process: regulation of DNA-templated transcription. Bases 1 to 861 code for a protein of 286 amino acids. Gene Ontology annotation, molecular function: DNA-binding transcription factor activity. NCBI's taxonomy places the organism in Eukaryota, Fungi, Ascomycota, Eurotiomycetes, Eurotiales, Trichocomaceae.